Molecule: messenger RNA, 4880 nt
Organism: Phodopus roborovskii (desert hamster)
Lineage: Eukaryota; Metazoa; Chordata; Mammalia; Rodentia; Cricetidae
Gene: Crtc3
Product: CREB regulated transcription coactivator 3
Exons: 16
Coding region: 165-2006 (613 amino acids)
Biological process (GO): positive regulation of transcription by RNA polymerase II; protein homotetramerization
Cellular component (GO): cytoplasm; nucleus
Molecular function (GO): cAMP response element binding protein binding
Source: RefSeq, a predicted model, not a curated record
CCGGCCGCUCGCUGGCUCCGGGGCCGCGGCGGCUCCUCUGCCGGGUCGCGCCGGAGGACAGGCUUCGGGCGGCGGCUUGGACGGCCUGCGGACCGAGCGGGUGGGCCGAGCCGCGGUGCCCCGCGCCUGCCGUCUGCCCUGCCCGCUCGCGCGGGGCGCGCACCAUGGCCGCCUCGCCGGGCUCGGGCAGCGCCAACCCGCGGAAGUUCAGCGAGAAGAUCGCGCUGCACACGCAGCGGCAGGCCGAGGAGACGCGGGCCUUCGAGCAGCUCAUGACCGACCUCACCCUGUCGCGGGUUCAGUUUCAGAAGCUUCAGCAACUGCGCCUUACACAGUACCAUGGGGGAUCCCUGCCUAACGUGAGCCAGCUUCGGAGCAGUACAUCAGAGUUCCAGCCAUCAUUUCAUCAAGCUGAUAAUGUUCGUGGAACCCGCCACCAUGGGCUGGUGGAGAGGCCCGCCCGGAACCGCUUCCACCCCCUUCACCGAAGGUCUGGGGAGAAGCCAGGGAGACAAUUCGAUGGAAAUGCUUUUGCAGCCAGUUACUCUUCGCAGCCCCUGGAUGAGAGCUGGCCAAGGCAACAGCCUCCUUGGAAAGAAGAAAAGCAUCCUGGAUUCAGGCUGACAUCUGCACUUAAUAGGACCAAUUCUGACUCUGCUCUUCACACAAGUGCUCUGAGCACCAAGCCCCAGGACCCCUAUGGAGGAGGCGGCCAGUCACCCUGGCCUGCCCCGUACAUGGGUUUCUGUGAUGGAGAAAACGAUGGCCAUGGGGAAGUACCGUCUUUCCCCGGUCUGUUGAAAGAAGAGAGUCUGCUAAAUGUUCCGAAGCCGCUGCCUAAACAACUGUGGGAGACCAAGGAGAUCCAGUCUCUGUCUGGACGCCCUCGAUCCUGUGAUGUUGGGGGCAGCAAUGCUUUUCCACAUAAUGGCCAGAACAUGGGCCUCUCACCGUUCCUGGGGACCCUGAACACUGGAGGGUCAUUACCAGAUCUAACCAACCUGCACUACUCAGCACCGCUGCCAGCCUCCCUGGACACCAGCAUGAGUGUGGGGAAUAGUGUGGGCAGCCUUCCCGCCGCUAUGACUCAUCUGGGCAUACGAAACUCCCCUGGUCUCCAGAGUUCUCGAAGUAAUCCUUCCAUCCAAGCCACACUCAAUAAGACUGGGCUAUCAUCAUCCUUCAAUAGCCCCCCACAGACAUCUGUGGCCAGUGCAUCUGCUCUUCACCCCUCGCUCCGUCUCUUCUCCCUUAGCAACCCGUCUCUCUCCACCACAAACCUGAGUGGCCCCUCUCGGCGCAGGCAGCCUCCAGUCAGCCCUCUCACGCUCUCUCCUGGCCCUGAAGCACAUCAAGUCUUCAGCAGACAGCUUUCUUCAACCAGCCCAUUGAACCCAUACCCUGCCUCCCAGCCAGCCUCCUCUCCCCGGGCAGUGGUAUCCUUCCUGCCCACAGAAGCUCAAGCCCAAGUGUCCCCACCACCCCCUUACCCCACACCCCAGGAGCUGCCCCAGCCACUCCUGCAGCAGCCCCAUUCCCAGGAGGCCCCUGCUCAUCCGCCCCAGGCAGCCCCCUCCCUGCCACAGUCGGACUUCCAGCUCCUCACUGCCCAGGGCUCGUCUGUGACCAACUUCUUCCCAGAUGUGGGCUUUGACCAACAGCCCAUGAGGCCCAGCCCUGGCUUUCCUCAACAGGUACCUCUGGUGCAGCAGAGUCACCGAGAGCCACAGGACUCAUUUCACUUGAGACCUAACCUGUAUUCCAACUGUGGGAGCUUCCCGAACACCGUCCUGACAGAAGAUCCCAGUGCCAGUCUGUACAAAGGCCUUAGUGGGGGGCUGUCGGGCAUGCCCGAGGUUGGCCUGGACAUGGACACUCCGUUUCCAUUGGAAGAGGAGCUGCAGAUCGAACCGUUGAGCCUGGAUGGACUCAACAUGCUAAGUGAUUCCAGCAUGGGCCUGCUGGACCCCUCUGUGGAGGAGACGUUUCGAGCUGACCGGCUAUGAGCACAGUGCAGUGCAGCAGGGGACCUGAAAGGGCCUGCGCACAGGCCAGAACGGAGCCAGCCGACACUGGAGGCAGCCGUGCUGUCCCAGGCUCUCCUGAAGUCCUAGCUCAGAUGUCAUGGCUUUCUAGACCUAUCUGCAUCCUGCCCCUCCGGCCUGUGACACUGGCUGGACUGCUGCAAGCCAGCUGCUUUGGAGCCUCUGAUGACUGUGAAGCUCACUGUGUCACCCUCUGUUCGUUCUUUCUAUUGGCCAUCUAGUCAGUUUGUAAACAUAGAGUGCUGUGUAACGCCAGUCUCUGAACCACAGAUCCCAGUCAACACUGAAGGUGGGACCCAGUGUAGGAGUCAGUUGGGAGCCACAGGCCUGCGGAGUUGGCUCAUUAUCACACCACGGUACCAGAGCACCACAAUGCCUUUGUGCCUGAUCAGCAAGGCCAGGCACCCCGCAGCUGGUGGAUAGUCUGGGCCUCCCCAUUGCUCUGCCAGAUGGCGUAAUGAGGUGAAGCAGCUUACCCACCCGUCCAGGGCGGGGCGGCUGUCCUUAGGCAAGCUGAGCUCAGUUUGCUUUCUCCCAGUCUGUGAUCACUUUGCUGCUGCUUUCCUGUACACGGACCUUUUUCUCACAGACAGGAGGAGAGGGAGACCCAUUUGCUCACUCAAGAAAAGUUCCCUGGACAUAGGGUGAGCCUAAAGAGGGCAGCUCUCCCUCUAGGAGGCUGCAGGUAUGUCACCUGCACAAGAUGUCCCCGUCUUAGGCCCGCCACCCUAUGCCCCACUGGACAGAGCUGCUGGGGUUCCUAUCAAAGCGUAGUGGCUGAACUGCCCUUUUCCUCCCCAGCGUUCUCUGUUUAAUGCAGUCCCACUAGACUGUAAGCUCUGAGAGGGCAGGAGCUGUGCCUUGUUCCUGCUUGAACCCCUCGUGCCUACCAAGUGCCUGGUAAGAAUGAGUGCUGUGUGACUGGGUGUGGCACCCAAUCAGGGGUGCAUGAAUCAAUAUGCCAUGUGGAGGGGCAUUCUGACCUGUAGCUGUCUCUAUUUCCUGCCUAAGCUCAGAGCUUAACCUUCUCAUACUGGUGCCUUUAAUUCAUACUCACUUAAAUAUGCCUUAACACACUAGAUGACCAGAUCUGUCACUGGGCUCAGCACCAUCUUUUUGGGGAUUAUGUUCCUCAGCAGCUAGGUGGGAGUCAUCCAGAAUGGCUGAGCACACCACAGCCCCUAAGUGUGGGGCCCCUGGAACAUUCACUGGGCCCCACAGCAAAAUCUUCCAACUCAGAUCCAUGUUCUGUUCUAAAUUGUCUAAAAUAGAGGUUCAUACGUUGAGGUUAAGAAAUGAGUUUUUAGUAAAUGAGGGCUGAUUCAUGGGACUCCUGUUAUUCAUUAACACCUUACCACACAAUAAUUUGACCAGAUGCCCACAUAGCACGCAGGGGAGGAGUCAGGCAUGAGAGAGAUGGAGGAGGGGCAGGGGCUAAUGGAGAAUCUUUGCUUAGACCGCUGCUACCCUCCUGGAGACAUAGGGGUGCAGCUGAGGCUCAAUGACUGUUUCCACGCAGGCAGCUGACACGUGUGCCUGUGGCAGGAGGAGCCCGGGGCAGCUGGCUCCUGCACCCUCCACACCUUGUCUGCAUCUUCUCUUCUGAGAUCCUUCUUUAUGAUCCUUCAAACAGCCCUGAAGGUGCCAUAUUCCACCUUCUUCUAGGACCCAAGAAUUUUGUGCUCCUGCUUACCUCAAUCUCUGCUGUUGAAUUGGGAAACCAAAUUGGAAUCCUCUCUACUAGAUUCCAUCCCUAGAAGAUGCUACUGGCCUCUGCUUGUGAGCCCCAUUCCCAGUGGGACUCUCAUGCUUUAUGCGUGAGUUCCCAGAGAAGAGUGACUUUAGUUAAAGGGACAGUGUUUCACUGCUCAUGCUGCCCAGCACCCCACCAUGCUCACUGUCCCGUCCCUGUCCCAGGCCCGAAAGCAGGCCGCAGCCUUCAGGUGGGGAUUGGUGCUGAUAGAAGAGUUUAGAAAAAGGGAUCCCAGCACAAUCUGCUCUCUGCAUCAUACCUUACUCAUGGGAUCAUUGCAUGGGGGAGGGGGACUGCCUUGUUAUAAGAGACCCCAGGACUUCAUACCAGGAGUUGCCUUACCUCUGGGCUAUUCUCCAGCUGAUGGGGAAGUACUGGCUGUGGGGGAAGUCGAUUAAAAAACAAAAAAAGCAAAACAGUGCAGUGUAACACUGAGUUGAAUCUGCUGUUAGGUUCACCAGCCUGAACUUCUCAUGGGAGAAGAUUUAAGCCGCUGGAGAGCCCACCUUGUCUAGAUGGUGUGAGGACACCAGGAGACAGUGCCGCCUACCCCAGCCAUGUAAGCCCACACCUGCUGCUGCCUUUGUGACAAACCUGUCUCAGGCCUCAGCACUGAAGGGGCUACAGGCGUCCUCAAACCUACUGUUGGUGUUUUAACUUGGUUGCACCCGCUGUACUCGCCUUUCUAGCAAUGUUGUGGUUGUGGGUUUUAGGAUAUGGGUGUGAGGAGAUGUUCGGAUCAUGUCUAAGAUCAGUUCCCCUUUGCCCUCUCCCUUCUCCUAAGUCUACUGUAGUCUCUGAGCUGAAAGUGGUGUGUUCAUGCUCACGCGUGUCUGAAGACAUGUCCUGUUAGGACUCUUCAGGGCUCUUCUGGUUUAUGCACAGAUGGUUCCACACAUUUCCCACUGCUCCAGGAUGGGGCCAUCCCAGCAACUAAUCAGACUUCCUGCCGUGCCCUAACUCCCGGCCCUCUGUUAAGCAAUAUUGAAAGAUUGGACUUUGUAUAAAGUAGCUUCCAAGUUUUAUAAUGCAUCAUUUUACAUCUUUCAUAAUUAAAAGCAGCACAAUAUGGUUGUACCUGC